Molecule: messenger RNA, 4367 nt
Organism: Bactrocera dorsalis (oriental fruit fly)
Lineage: Eukaryota; Metazoa; Arthropoda; Insecta; Diptera; Tephritidae
Product: glutamate receptor ionotropic, kainate 2
Exons: 18
Coding region: 695-4231 (1178 amino acids)
Biological process (GO): G protein-coupled receptor signaling pathway; synaptic transmission, glutamatergic; modulation of chemical synaptic transmission
Cellular component (GO): plasma membrane; postsynaptic membrane
Molecular function (GO): G protein-coupled receptor activity; transmitter-gated monoatomic ion channel activity involved in regulation of postsynaptic membrane potential; glutamate-gated receptor activity
Source: RefSeq, a predicted model, not a curated record
GAUUUCACUUGCUUUAGUGGUACACCCUGUUACCCAAAUAUAAAGAUGCAAUUUAAGCAAUGAAAAAGCUCAGUGAAAUUAUUAAAAAAGGUUUAAGUUACUAAAUAUUUUCAAGUUCAAAGUCAAGGUCGGCUCAAAUUGUGCCCCGGUAUAACAAAUUGAUAUUAAAAGACACGACUAUGUUUGUAUACACCAUAUUCCGAAAUUGACUGCAUUGAAAUACUUCGGGAUUGUGUUUAAGUUGUGCAAUAAAAUAUAUAAAAAUUCUUAUAUAUGUACGAACGUACAUACAUAUGUAUUUACAUAUAUGACAACCUCUCAUAAUAUAAACCGAUGGCUGCUACCAUGCGCAUGGCUGCCCGAUAAUAGCAGAAAUGUCAGUGCUGAAAGGAUAAUAUUAAUUCUACGACUAUUUUCUUUUUCGCUGAGUAAAAAAUUCUUUCGCUUUAGCCACUUCAUCACUCAACCCAUGCUAUUAAGAUUAAACUUAAUCAGUGAAAAAAUCCAGUGAAAUUCUGAAAAAGAAGUCAGUGAAUGUUUUCAAAUUCAUAGUCAAAGUCGGUUUAAGUGAAAAUGAUUUUGAAAACUCUACCUUGUGGAUUACAUAUGCCAAAUAUGAGUGUAGUAAAAACCUUCAAAAGUGGGAAUUUAGUUAUCGUGCGUAAAUUCAACAACAAAAAUAUAAUUUACGACAAUGAAUGGGACAGAGUGUGAAAAUAUGGCAGCAUCACUGAGAUGGUCAGAUCCAGCGAAUAUAAUAUCGUUAGCUAUACUUCUAUUUAUCAUACUCUUAGUAAUUUCCGGAAAUUCUUUAGUUAUAGCAGCAGUAUUCUGUUCAAACAAAUUACGUAGCGUUACGAAUUACUUAAUAGUUAAUUUAGCCGUUGCAGACUUGUUGGUAGGGUUAACUGUUCUUCCGUUCUCGGCAAUAUGGGAAGUUUUUGAGAUAUGGAUAUUCGGUGAUGUCUGGUGUCGUAUGUGGCUUGCUGUAGAUGUAUGGAUGUGCACAGCAUCCAUAUUGAACUUAUGCGCAAUAUCUUUAGAUAGAUAUGUAGCCGUUACCCGUCCAGUUGCCUACCCAAGUAUAAUGUCAACAAAACGGGCUAAAUCAUUGAUUGCUGGAGUUUGGGUGCUUUCAUUUGUUAUAUGCUUUCCCCCACUUGUUGGGUGGAAGGAUCAAAAGUCGAUAAUACAGUCAGUGUACACACGAGAAAAUUACACCCGUUUCCAUACUACAACUGUUGUAUCUGUUCAGCGUAGUGUGCAAUUAAAGCAAAUGCAGCAGUUACGAUUCCCACACAAUCGAACGCACAUGUCAUUAGAUGCAACACCUGACAUAUUAAUGUCAGAUACCGAGGGUUUUAAUUACCAAGAUCCAGCGCAAGAAUCUUUAGAGAGUGGAGAAUAUAUUGAGAGAUCAAAAUUCUUCUAUGAAAAGUCAUUUUGUUCCCCAAAGUGUGAAUUGACAAAUGAUCGCGGUUAUGUAUUAUACUCGGCAUUGGGAUCAUUCUACAUCCCGAUGUUUGUGAUGCUCUUUUUUUAUUGGCGCAUAUACAAAGCAGCAGUGAGAACUACACGAGCAAUAAAACAGGGCUUCAAGACUACAAAGGGCAUUAUAUCUGAUGACAAUAUGGAGCCGUUACAGAAGACUUUUAACUAUGCUAUUACUGUAGCCAACACCGAUUUAGGGAUACCCUUGAAAGGGUAUAACGAACAAAUACAAUUUGGCAAUUCUAUAGAAGGACAUGCUAAACUUUGCAAAUUUAUGCAGACUGGCAUAGGUGCUAUUUUUGGGCCUUCUUCACGACAAACAUCAGCGCAUCUCUUAACAGUAUGUGAUGCUAAGGAUGUACCUUAUAUAUAUCCACAUAUGAGUGAGAAUGUGGAGGGAUUCAAUUUAUACCCAAAUCCAAUAGAUUUGGCACGUAUUUUGCACGACAUUAUCAAUUUAUUCGAAUGGACACAUUUUACUUUCCUUUAUGAAUCUUCCGAAUAUUUAAGCAUUUUAAAUGGUUUAAUGCCAUUCUACGGUAGUGACGGACCAAUCAUCAAUGUAUUGCGAUAUGAUCUUAAACUAAGUGGAAAUUUCAAAGCAGUUCUGCGACGUGUACGCAAAUCGGAAGAAGGACAUAUUGUAGUUGUAGGCUCUACACCAUCUGUAGCUGAACUUUUAAAGCAGGCACAGCAAGUUGGAAUAAUGAAUGAUAAAUAUUCCUAUAUUAUUGGUAAUCUCGACUUACAAACUUUUGAUCUGGAAGAAUAUAAAUACAGUGAGGCGAAUAUAACCGGAUUUCGAAUGUUUUCUCCAACUCAGGCCAUCGUUCAAGAAUUAAUAUCACAAUUGGAAAUGGAUUACAAUGAAAACAAUAAUAACCAAAUAGCCAAUGGUUCCUGUCCAAUAACUCUGGAAAUGGCAUUAACUUAUGAUGCCGUGCAAGUUUUUGCCGAAUCUACAAAAAAUUUAGUAUAUCGUCCACAAGCUUUGAACUGUUCCGAACAAAGCAACCAAGUGCAGGCUGAUGGAUCAACAUUUAAAAACUACAUGCGUUCGAUUAACAUGCAGGAAAAAACCAUAACUGGGCCUAUAUACUUUGAUGGAAACAUACGAAAAGGUUAUAGCCUAGAUAUUGUAGAGCUGCAAACUAGUGGACUUGUGAAGAUUGGCACUUGGGAUGAACGUAAUAACUUAACAAUUCAACGUCCACCUCAAUCGGAGCUAUGGAGUGAGGUUGAUGCCAAUUCUUUGGUGAACAAAACAUUUCGUGUUCUUAUUUCAGUGCCAAACAAACCGUACGCCAGUUUAGUGGAGAGUCAUAAGAAAUUGGUCGGAAACAACCAGUAUGAAGGAUAUAGCAUAGACCUAAUAAAGGAGUUAGCUGCAAAAUUAGGUUUCAAUUAUACAUUUAUAGAUGGUGGCAGUGAUUAUGGCAGCUUUAAUAAAACAACAAAUAAGACUACAGGAAUGAUGAAAGAGAUAAAUGAAGGCAGAGCAGAUUUGGCAAUUACUGAUUUGACAAUUACAUCGGAACGCGAAGAAAUAAUAGAUUUCUCUAUUCCAUUCAUGAAUUUAGGCAUUGCUAUUUUGUUUACUCAACCACAAAAAUCGCCCGCUAACAAUUUUUCAUUCAUGGAUCCUUUCUCUAGACAAGUUUGGAUUUAUUUGGGCCUCGUCUAUAUUGGUGUAUCGUUUUGUUUUUUCAUAUUGGGGCGAUUAUCGCCAACAGAAUGGGACAAUCCAUAUCCAUGUAUUGAAGAACCUGAAGAACUGGAAAAUCAAUUUACAUUAAAUAACUCCUUUUGGUUUACAACAGGGGCAUUUUUACAGCAAGGUUCUGAGAUAGCACCAAAGUCUCUUUCUACCCGCACUCUUGCAUCUAUUUGGUGGUUCUUCACCCUGAUAAUACUAUCUUCAUAUACUGCCAAUUUGGCAGCUUUUUUAACUAUCGAAAAACCUGUUGGACUUAUAAAUAAUGUCAAUGAAUUAGCUAGUGAUACAAGAGUAAAAUAUGGUGCUAAAAAGACUGGUUCUACGCGAAGUUUCUUUUCAACCUCUGAGCAUGAAACAUAUAAGAAGAUGAAUGAUUUUAUGGUCGAAAACCCGGAUUUACUUUUCGAGACAAACCUUGAAGGAGUAAAUCGCGUGAAAACCGAUAACAAUUAUGCUUUCUUAAUGGAAUCCACAUCGAUUGAGUACCACAUUGUGCGCGAAUGUAAUUUAAAGAAAGUUGGCGAACCACUCGAUGAAAAGGGAUAUGGAAUCGCAAUGGUAAAAAAUUGGCCAUACCGCGACAAAUUUAACAACGCGUUGUUAGAACUUCAGGAACAAGGCGUUUUGGCGCGACUCAAAAACAAAUGGUGGAACGAAGUUGGUGCUGGUGUUUGUAAAAAAAAAUCUGACAGCAGUGAAGUAAAUCCCCUGGAUUUAAAGAGCUUGGGUGGUGUAUAUCUAGUGCUUGGAGUCGGCAGCGGACUAUCUCUAAUAUAUAGUUUAAUUAUGUGGUGCAUAUAUGUGGCAAGGAAAUCCAACUAUUAUGAGGUACCCUUCGGUGACGCAUUUUUGGAAGAACUACGUAUUGCAAUUGAUGUUGCGAAUAAGGAACGCAUACUGAAGAGCGCACAAUCCGUAUACUCCCGAAGUCGAAACUCGCUUGUUUCAAUCGAUUCAAUAGACACUGAUUCUGAAAUUGAAAACAGUUCAAAAAUUGAUAGAGAAUCGGAGAAAACCAUUUAGGUCCCAUUUUUUCUAAUUUGUGUGAACUUCUAACCAUCAUUAUUGCAAUUUCAUAUUUAACACUAUGUAAUGUUUAUAUACUUUAACAGCAAGUUUAAAAUAUUAUAUAUUCCAAAUGUUGCAAUUAUAUAAAAUA